AUGGCGACACACAUAGUUCACGAGGAAUUCGCGGAGCACUACUGGGCUUACAACUUUUCUCUCACCGACCCAUCUUACCUGGCCAUCCGAGACGGUAGUGAUUUCAAUUUCAUGUUCAAAGAUGGUUGGUACCCAUUUUUGAACAUCCAAGCACCCAAUAAAGAAGGCGACAGAGCCGACUACUCACCGUCAACAAACAUCACGUUCAUGUCAUUUACUUGGGCGAACUGCUCAUUACCAGCCAGCUAUUUGGACUCCUCGGACCGGUAUGACAAGGUCGACUGCUCGUACUAUUCGCGUUUCCCAGGCUUGCAGAGUAAAGUUGGUCUUGUGGCUGCAAAUUGUUCUAUGGACAUCUGUGUCAGGAAUUAUGCGUCAAUCAUCCGCAAUGGAGCGCUGGAAGAAAAGACUAUCUCGGUUAACAAAGACAUGGUCCCUGCCGACGAGUCGGAUGUAUUCGACGAUUUGUCCUACAGAAUUAUUAGGGAUCCUUGCUUUCUGGACGGCCAGAUGUACAUCACCUCAAACCUUUCCCAGGCGGCGCAUCCUCCGGGUCGCAACUUCACAAAGCUCAUAGUCAACAACGAGUCAGUGGAAGUGCCACUGGAGUGUACCUUCGGCAUCGACGAGCACUUCGGUUGGGGCAUCUUCCAGUACCUGCAUGAUAUCUUCCAGACAUCGUGCAGAGUCGAUGAGUGGGGUACUGAUGAUGACUGGAUCGUCUGUUUUGAUGCAUGGUGGUAUAAGCCGCUAUUCAACCAAGGAAAUGCCAGCCUGGAGAGUGUAUCUGCCGCAUUCGAGAAGCUAAGUCUGGCUAUCACAUCCCGCAUGAGGAUGACUGGCAUGAACGCGUAUAAUACGGAGUCUGGUAGGGCGGUGGGGACCGUCACGCGGUCUGCAGUCUGUAUACAGGUCUACUGGCCUUGGUUGACUCUGCAUAUGUUUCUUGUUCUAUGGACUGGACUCAUAUUUAUUUUCGUCUUGUAUGACAGCCAGAGGCUGAGGGAGACCCAGCCCAUUUGGAAACACAGCGGCUUGGUGCUGUUCUUUCACACGCUGUGGCACGAGGAUCAACGCGAUGGGGGUACGACGCGCAAACCCGCUCCCAUUGAACUGGGUGCUAUGGAUGAUACAGCCUCCAAAAUGGUUGUACACCUCCAGCAGCUUCAUCAAGGGUACGCGUUCGUCGUCGAGGAGGGAUCUGAGAAAUCUGUGCUCCAAUCUCUACGCGAGUCAACGAGGAUGCGUCAGAGCAUAGACACAGAGUCGCCAGACGUGCUAGCCGCGCCUGACUUCGGACCACAUUUCAGCGCAUCAGUUGACGAGGGCUUGGGGGAGGCUCGCUGA
Diaporthe citri is the source of this 1347-nucleotide messenger RNA. RefSeq lists its product as uncharacterized. The record is from RefSeq and is a predicted model, not a curated record. The coding region runs from base 1 to 1347 and encodes 448 amino acids. Lineage: Eukaryota; Fungi; Ascomycota; Sordariomycetes; Diaporthales; Diaporthaceae. The transcript has a single exon.